UUUUUAGCAAUCAUGCAGGGAAAUAAUAAAAUAAAAUAUUUAGUUCUGCUUUUAAUUGCCACUUCAGUGUUGGGUAAAUUCAAGCUAAAUCUUCUCGAACUUGUAAUGGAUAAGGCAGAAAGUAAUUUUAUUGCUUCGCCUCUAUGCAUCGAAAUUGGAAUAAGCAUGAUCUUAAUGGGAGCUAAAGGAACAACCGCCGAGGAACUAAGAAGCGUUCUUGACCUACCAGUGGAUGUGACAGAAAUGGCCAAGAAAUACGAAAGGAUUAUGUCUAAUUUCCAAAAACAUAAUGGGCUUCGUUUUACAAAUUGGCUUUAUGUCAAUGAGACAUAUGAAGUAAGGCAGGAUUACAACACGUUAAUGAAGAGCACCUUCAUGGCAGAGGGCAAAGACCCGUUAAGUCAAAGAAAGGCUAGCAACAGUAUCAGCUUUUCGAUUCAUCGGAAGAGUCACAAGGGCAUGCGCACUAUUUCUAAUGAUCAUAACCUGCAAAUUAAUGAAAGUGCAGUGUUAGUUAACACCGUCUACUAUAGCGGCGCUUGGAAAACUAGGUUUAGUAAAAAGGACACCAAGCUAAAAGUAUUCCAUGGAGAUCAUAAUAAAAAAGUUUAUGUCAGGAUGAUGUCCCAUGUGGGCAGAUUUAGGAUUGCUGAUCACUCUUAUGGACAAAUCAUUGAGAUGCCGUUUGAUAACUCAGACCUGUCAAUGAUAAUCGGUCUGCCAUUGCAUAACACAUAUCUAAGCUCUAUUGAAAAAAUACUUAGAACACUCUCAGAGAGCCUAGUAGAAAACAAUGUUCAUGUGGAACUGCCAAAGUUUAAAAUCAAAUAUCAGACGGAACUAGUUGAAUCCCUAAAAAAAUUGGGCAUACACCUUAUCUUCAGCAAUACCUCGGAUCUCAGCGGCCUUCUGACCAACGGUACAGGUGCCAAAAUUAACCAUGUGGUACACAAAUCCUUUAUUGAGAUCAACGAAAGGGGAGCAUCGACAGGAGAAGCGUCAGACCACGCAGAGUCUAUCCAAAAAAAAACAAGAGCAUCGACGUCCUUUAAAGUCAAUCGUCCUUUUGUCUUCUUGAUUCGCGACAAGCAUACCGUCUACUUCCGCGGACGCGUCGUUCGACUGCCUAACGAAUUACAUCUUUAAGGCAAUGUUUUGUUUUCUAGUCACUUGAAACAACGAAGUUAAAAAAUAAUUAAACCCAUUGCUUCUCUUACUGAACAUAUCUU
Drosophila melanogaster (fruit fly) is the source of this 1229-nucleotide messenger RNA. RefSeq names its product serpin 28Db (gene Spn28Db). The coding region runs from base 13 to 1146 and encodes 377 amino acids. The record is from RefSeq and is marked reviewed. Gene Ontology annotation, cellular component: extracellular region. The transcript is spliced from 4 exons. NCBI's taxonomy places the organism in Eukaryota, Metazoa, Arthropoda, Insecta, Diptera, Drosophilidae.